Messenger RNA from Fimicolochytrium jonesii, 1347 nucleotides. RefSeq lists its product as uncharacterized. The record is from RefSeq and is a predicted model, not a curated record. The transcript is spliced from 3 exons. The coding region runs from base 102 to 1274 and encodes 390 amino acids. NCBI's taxonomy places the organism in Eukaryota, Fungi, Chytridiomycota, Chytridiomycetes, Spizellomycetales, Powellomycetaceae.
AAGUGAGCAUUCUUCUGAGCACCUCCAACUCCUCCAAAGCUCAACUUGAAGCAAACAGCCGACAACCAUCUUCCGUCUCUGUGACAAAUCUAUCCUCGAACAUGUCUGAGGAACGACGGCGCGUAUACCUCUCACCGUCUCCACCGCCCCGAGAUCGAGGCGGGCGAGGGCGAUACAACGGCAGAGCCAGCAGAACCGACGAAUACCCACAUCCACGAGACAGAGACGACCGACGCUACCGCCCAUAUCCCGCACGUGGUCCACCGCCGGGCCCGUCGUACAGAGGUGAAGAGGACCCGAGAAUAGCUUCGACGGGGCCGAGAUCACACUACCGUCGCUCGCGGUCACCACCGCCGCAUCGAGCCGAGGAACGACCGGGAUACCCUUAUGAGAGAGAAAGAAGGCCGCCGGAGCGGGGAGAGCCGUGGACGGAGCGGAGGGAGCGGUCUGAGGUUCCGAUACGGAGGGUUGCUCUGCCACACCACUCCUAUUCUGAGCUGCGACCUUCUGCGGCACACCGCGAACCAUCGUCGUAUAGGGGCGUACCCCCACCGGAAACGCCAACGCAGCCUCCGCUGAGAGAACAUCGUCCAGCACCACAAUACCCACCCCACACGCCUCUACCGCGCGAAGCCGCUGCAUACCCGCAUCCUUCAGCCCCGCGGGAAACUCCUGUCCGGGCAGAAUACACACCUCAUCGAGAUCCAUAUCCACCCCGUGGUGUCGAGACGCCUUAUUCAGCUACCCGACCGCCGCCAGCAGCGGAACUAUAUCCAUACCCACGGCGAGCAUCGCCCCCACAUCCAACACAACUUCAUCAGCCUUAUCCGCAUCACAGACAUCCGCAGCCUUCUCCACAAUCGCAUCCGCAGUUCGGAAGGUCACCGUAUGAGCGCUAUGCAUCGGGCCACCCAGGCCACCCCGGCGCACAUGGUCGACCAUACCCACCCAAACAUCCAGAAAAUCGGCCGCCGCGGAAGAUCAUUGAUCCGAAUCGCCUGCAGGAGCCGCUCAGGAUAGCGUGGUACUCCCAAUUGGAUAGAGAUGUUGAAAAACGUUCAGAAGAACUGAAGAGACUACGCACGGAAGCCGAAAAGCUGCGAACAGAUUCCCGCCGCGUCGAUUUCGAACUCACGAUGGCGAACUGGGAGGUGUACAAGUGGGAAAAUCAACAUCAGAUGUUGAACAAACAGUUGGAGGAGCAUGAGGCGAGCUUGGCGUUGUUGCGGCAGACUGCUGGGCCGGAGAUACCCCCGCCUAUUAGCGGAUUUUGAAUGGAUGAGUUGCCCUUCUCACUUUCUUGUACGAUAUACGCCAUGAUAGUCAUACAAUAAACGAUGAAACAAU